Molecule: messenger RNA, 5299 nt
Organism: Ictalurus punctatus (channel catfish)
Lineage: Eukaryota; Metazoa; Chordata; Actinopteri; Siluriformes; Ictaluridae
Product: endoplasmic reticulum aminopeptidase 1
Exons: 18
Coding region: 329-3094 (921 amino acids)
Biological process (GO): proteolysis; peptide catabolic process
Cellular component (GO): cytoplasm
Molecular function (GO): zinc ion binding; peptide binding; metalloaminopeptidase activity
Source: RefSeq, a predicted model, not a curated record
CAAUCUUGUUUACGCACUGUUUGCGCAUACCACUGAUUAUCCUUGCGUGACACGUCGCUUUAUAUUAUUUUUAGUUUUUAUUCGCAGUUGCAUGGUUUUGGUGUCUGAAGUGUUGAGUGUAAAUGAGUCGAGUGUUUUAGUUGCGCGAGUUUCCCAUGAUGCAUUGGGUUUGCGCGGUUCUAUUUUCACUUUCAUUCUCUCGGAUCGUGACGAGAGCGGUUUGUCGCCGCGCAGCCGAGUCUCUCUGAGUAAACAUUAAUGUCAGAGGUGUGAAAUAAUAGCUCAUGAAGUUUAACCUGCAAUCCAGGAGACUUUGUUCCUGAAGAACAUGGCCGUCCCUGUUCUCCUCCUGUGUUUGUUCUUCGUGUCGUCGUCUUGGACGGCGGUGACGCAAACCAGAGAAGAAAGCGAGCCCCCCUUCCCAAAAUCGACCAGCGGAGAGAUGUUCCCCUGGAACAAGAUGAGGCUCCCACAGACCGUCUCUCCGUUCCAUUACUUUCUCCUCAUCCACCCCAACCUCACCAGCCUCGACUUCACCGGGAGAGUGAAGAUCCGACUGGACGUCCUCGAGGACACGCACACCAUCGUCCUCCACGCCAAGGACCUCAACAUCUCCAGGGCCGGUCUCCGGGGUUUGGCUGAAGGUCAGAACCAGGCUCUCAGGGUGCUGGAGUAUCCGGCUUACCAGCAGAUCGCGCUGGUCAGCGAACACAUGGUGCUGAGGAGAGGAAGUGUGUACGUCAUCGAGCUGGAGUUUGCAGCCAAACUGUCUGAGAGUUUCCUCGGGUUUUAUAAAAGCACAUAUCGCACUAGUGAUGGAGAGGAACGGGUGCUGGCCUCCACACAGUUUGAGCCGACGAGCGCACGAGCGGCGUUCCCCUGUUUCGACGAACCUGCAUUCAAAGCCAACUUCUCUAUUCACAUUCGCCGUGAGAGCAGACACAUCGCCAUCUCCAACAUGCCCAAGCUGAGGACGCUGCGUCUCCCGGACGGUCUGUUUGAGGAUCAGUUUGACGAGACUGUGAAGAUGAGCACGUACCUGGUGGCCUUCAUCGUGUCUGACUUCCUUUCCAUCAGCAAACACACUCAGCAUGGAGUCAAGAUCUCUGUGUACGCUGUACCUGAGAAGAUAAAGCAGGCCGAGUUCGCUCUGGAUGCUGCAGUGAAGCUGCUGGACUUCUACGAUGAUUACUUCGACAUUCCUUACCCUCUGCCUAAACAAGAUCUGGCUGCAGUCCCUGACUUCCAGGCAGGUGCUAUGGAGAACUGGGGUUUGACCACAUACAGGGAGACAGCUCUGUUGUUUGACCCCCACAAGUCCUCAGCCUCUGACAAGCUGGGCAUCACCAUGAUCAUCGCACAUGAGCUCGCUCAUCAGUGGUUCGGUAAUCUGGUGACGAUGGAGUGGUGGAACGAUCUCUGGUUGAAGGAGGGCUUCGCAAAGUUCAUGGAGUUUGUGUCUGUGAACAUCACCAACCCCGAGCUGCAAGUGGAGGACUAUUUCCUUGGAAAGUGCUUCGAGGCGAUGGAGGUAGACUGUUUAAGCUCCUCUCACCCCGUAUCUAUCCCCGUGGAGAACCCGGCUCAGAUACAGGAGAUGUUCGAUGACGUGUCUUAUGAGAAGGGUGCGUGUAUCCUGCACAUGCUGAGGGAGUUCCUGAGCCCUGACAUAUUUAAGAUGGGGAUUAUUGCCUACCUGAAACGCUACAGCUACCAGAACACCGUCAACACACACCUGUGGGAGAGUCUGAGCACUAAGCAGCAUGCUGUAGAUGAGGUGGACGUCAAGGCGAUGAUGGAGACGUGGACACUGCAGGAAGGCUUCCCGCUCAUCACGGUGGAGGUCAGAGGUCGUGAAGUGCGUCUGAGUCAGGAGCGAUACCUGAAGGGCGAGGACUCGUCCCAAACCUCGGGAUUUCUGUGGCACGUUCCGCUGACCUAUAUCACCAGCAGCUCGAGCACAGUGCAUCGCUUCCUGCUGAAGACUAAGACAGAUGUGCUGUACCUGCCCGAGGAAGUGGACUGGAUCAAGUUUAACGUGGACAUGAGCGGAUAUUACAUCGUCCAUUACGAGGGCUCGGGCUGGGACGACCUCAUCGCCCUGCUCAAUCACAACCACACGGCUCUGAGCAGUAACGACCGGGCCAGUCUCAUCAACAACGCCUUCCAGUUGGUCAGUGUGGGGAAGCUGCCGCUGGACAAAGCUCUGGACCUGUCGCUGUAUCUGAGCCGGGAGACUGAGAUCAUGCCUGUGACGCAGGGCUUCAGUGAGCUUGUGCCACUUUACAAGCUGAUGGAGAAGAGGGACACACUGGAGGUGCUGGAGAGACAGAUGAAGAGCUACAUCGUGCACCUGUUCCACAAGCUCAUCGAUCAGCAGGUGUGGAGCGAUGAUGGAUCGGUGUCUCAGAGAAUGCUGCGCAGCUAUCUGCUCCGGUUCGCAUGUGUGAGGGAUCACCCACCCUGCAUCUCCUCCGCCAGCCAGCUCUUUAACGAGUGGAAAGAGUCUGACGGCAAAAUGAGUCUUCCUACUGAUGUGAGCCUGGCAGUGUUUGCAGUUGGGGCUCGCACAGAAGAAGGAUGGAACUUCCUGUUUGAGAAGUAUCGUGAAACGCUUUACACUUCUCUGAAGAGCCGGAUCAAGUCGGCCCUCUCUAUCACUCCUCUCGCUCACAAACUGAAAUGGAUGAUGGAGCAGAGUUUGGAGGGCUCGGUAAUGAAGACACAGGACCUACCGUACAUCAUGGUGUCCAUCAGUAGGAACCCUAAAGGUUAUAAACAUGCAUGGGACUUCCUGAAGGCAAACUGGCACUCGCUGGUGAAGAAGUUUGACCUUGGUUCCCACUCCAUAGCGCACAUGGUGAUGGGCGUGACCAGCCAGUACUCCACCAGGGAGAAGCUGGAGGAGAUUCGCAGCUUCUUCGGUUCUCUGAGUGCAGAGACGGGCGCGGAGCUGAGGUGCAUCCAGCAGACACUGGAGAAUGUAGAGGAGAACAUCCGCUGGAUGGACAAGAACCUGCCCCUGCUGCAGGCCUGGCUGGAUAAGAACCAUCCAGAACAGCAGAAGCGCUAUGACUUGCACACUGACCUGUGAAGCUCAAAAAUCGGCCAUCGGCUCCCAACCCCACCUGAUCUCGGGUCUGAGAAGAGAGAGAUUUACAGAACACACACUGUGAAGUAAAAUGCUGAUGUGCCUUUUGCUCUUAUUUCUGAUUUCCGUCAUGGAUUUUGUCAACUGACCAUAAAUUUGAGAAGCUGCUGUAUAAGAAUUCUUAUUAUUCAGUAUGUUUACAUGGACAACAAUAAUCCAAUAUUAACCCAAUACCCUGUAAACACACAUCGAAUUAAAACGUGGAGUAUUCCUACUAUAGUAGGUAAGUAUGUGACCAGGUAUAAUGAUUAUCUAAUCUAUACUCUGUUCUUGUACUUUUAUAAAACUAUAUAACGGACAGGUAUGAAACGUGAAUGAUGAGAACUAGGUUGUGAUAACGUAGACUAUUUUACAUAUAAAACAUCUUUUUAAAAGAUGUUUUAUAUGUAAAAUAAAUAAUAGUGUUUAAAAACAUUCGCAUAAGAACAAUGUAAACUGGGACGCAGUAAACUGGGACGCGUCUCGUUAUCCAUGACAUUGUCAAAUCUCUGGAUCUCAGCCCCUCACUGAACAGAGCAGAUGGAGAGAGAGGUGUGAGUGCAGCGGGAAAGCAAGUCCUCACGCUUGGACAGUACUGGUGAUAUUUGGAAAGUUGCUAAGGUUUGUCCAAAAAGUCACUAAACAGGUCUGAAAAGCCGCUGAGUUGGCUACACUGGUCUGCACUGACAGAUAGAUAAAAGUCAAGCUAAACUCCGCCUCACCCCAGCAAAAAGAAACUACACAGAGUACCCAGAUGAUGCCCUGUCUGUGUUUAUUUCUUGAAGACAAUUUGCGCCCCCAUUCCGAUCUCUCCCCUCUGUAAACUAUUGUGUAGUAUACUUAAACUACAUCUACACAAUACACAAACACGUACACUGAAUGCCCAGAGCAAAAAUCUUAACCUGCUUCACGGACUUAAAGAAUGCUUUUGACUCUGUCCCCUUUUUAAUAUACACUCACUGAGCACUUUAUUAGGAACACUAGACUAAUUCUGGGUAGGGCCUCAAUACUUCGUGGCAUGGAUUCCACAAGAUGUUGGAAAUGUUCCUUUGAGAUUCUGGUCCAUGUUGACAGAAAAGCUGCACUUUUAUGCUGCAGAUCUCCCGUUCUGCCACAUCCCAAAGGUGUUCAGCUGGAUUCAUGGUGCAUUAUCGUGCUGGAAGUAGCUAUUAGAAGACGGUAAAUUGUGGCAAGUGUUCAAUAACAAUACUCAACUAGGGUGUAGCAUUCGAGCGAUGAUUGAUUUGUAUUCAAGGGCCCAAAGUGUACCAAGAAAAAACAUUCCCCACACCAUUACUCCACCUCCACCAGCCUGGACAGUCGACGCAAGGCAAGUGGGUCCGUGGAUUCAUACUGUUGUGUGUGAAUAUCCCAGGAGAUUAGCAUUCAUAUACUCACACUGGCCCAGUCUGGCACCAACAAUCAUGCCAGGGUCAAAAUCACCAAGAUCACAUUAACAUCCGAAGCUGCAUGAUGUUAUACUGCCACACAAUUAGAUUAGGCUGAUUAGAUAACUGCAUGCAGGUGUUCCUAACAAAGUGCUCAGUAAGUGUAAAUAUUCCAUCAUCACCAGUUAGUGUCCUUCCUCUAUAACAGUUCAAUUAAUGCUGAUAAAGCUGAUUUAAUUAAACCCAUAACACAAACUGCACAUGAACUACUGAAUGAACAAUUUCGUAACUAGUAUAAAUAAAGUCAGGAACAUGCUGUAUAACGAGCGCCAUCUUUCAGUUACUCACCUGAGCGUCGGUACAGGUGUUAUUUGUUAGUGUAACGGGUAUGGGAAACAUUUCAUAAAUUUAACGUGUAAAAUUACACAAAAAGGAGAAGUGUGACUGACUGUGUGAGUGCUUUCCCUUUUGGUUGUCAUGAUGUCAUUGGUUUGUGUAAUUUCCUGUUUUGGCUCCUCCUCUUCCCUUUCGUGUUACGGUUGAAUGGGAGAGGUAGGUUUAAUUUUGAGUUUUCAGUAAUCUUGUUUCAUCUUUAUUUAAAUCAUCGUUUAUAUACUUAUGUACUCAUUUUAAUUUGCGUGUAUAUUGCUAUUUUAUUUAUUUGUGAUUAUUUUUUGUUGUUUUACCCUUCUUUUGAGUGAUUUUUUUUGUGUUUAGUUUCAACAUGUGCUCCCCCCCUUUCGUGUUAUGCUUGAAUGGGAGAGAAUAAACGAAGAGUCGA